AUGGCUUUCUAUCUCACCUUAGGCUCCUCGGAGGACGCCACGACGGCGACCGGGAAGAAGAUGAACCCGCUCCCUGCUCUGGCCAGCCGGCUGUGGGAGGCGAGCAUCCGCAAGCUCAAGUACUCCACCAUCCUUCGCGGCUCCGUCGUCCCCUCCGGCGGCACCUUCGACGGACCGGCGGCCGCCACCGGCAAUGCCGCUGGAGGUGACCCCAUCACGCUCACCCCAAGCCUCUCCGUCAGCUCCUCCACCUCCAACACCAUCUACCAGUACGACGACGGCGACGAAGACAUCGACUCCGUCCUCGACGACGUUGACACCGACGACGACGACGUCGACGAGGCGUCGCUCGGCGAGCCCAGCCACUCCGACCAGCUGCUGCCCAGCGGAGACUUCUACCAGGGCGACCUACGCUGUGACCUCCCCCACGGCGCCGGCAAGUAUCUCUGGACGGACGGCAGCAUGUACGAGGGGUCGUGGCGCGGCGGCCGCGCGGCCGGCCGCGGCAAGUUCUCGUGGUCGUCGGGCGCCAUCUACGAGGGCGACCUCGCCGGCGGGUACAUGCACGGACAGGGGACGUACAUCGGCGAGCUCGGGGACACGUUCGCCGGGCUGUGGGCGAACAACCUCCGGCACGGCCGCGGCACGCAGGCGUACGUCAACGGCGACGUGUACGACGGCCACUGGCGCGACGGGCUGCAGGACGGGCACGGCCAGUACAUCUGGCGCGGCGGCCACGAGUACAUCGGGACGUGGAAGGCCGGCGAGAUGCACGGCCGCGGGACGGUGAUAUGGGCGGACGGCGACCGGUACGACGGCGCGUGGGAGGACGCCAAGCCCAAGGGGCAGGGCACGUUCCGGUGGUCCGACGGCGGGAUGUACAUUGGCCUGUGGUGCCAGGAGUCCGGCGAGACGCAGGGCAAGGGCGUGUACUACCCGCCGUCCGGUGGCCCGGCGGUGCCGUUGCCCCGGGAACCCAAGGGGGUGAUCACGAAGCUGCUCGAGGAGCUGGAGAUGUCCGAGGGGAAGACGGUGUCGCUGCUGCCGUCACAGAAGGUGCUGACAUGGCCUGGGGUGGAGCCCGUGACGAAGAAGCCGGUGUGGCUGCCGCCGGAGGUCGCCGCUGACCAAGGGAUGUGGCGGCCGCCGGAGGUUGGAGCUGACCAAGGGAGGAGGUCGAGCAGGAGGAACAACAUGUCGUCCGACAUUGACAGCCUGGUUGAGGGGGAGGACGGCGGCGAGGAGAGUCGCAACGACAGGUCAUGGGUGCGGACACCGUCGUGUAUGCGCGCGCCGACGAUGCCGAAGCCGGGGAAGAAGCAGGGGGAGACCAUCUCCAAGGGGCACAAGAACUACGAACUGAUGCUCAACUUGCAGCUGGGAAUAAUAUUAGAUGUACCUAUCAUGUAUGAAUUAAUAAUAUGGAUAAAAUUAGAUGUACCUAUCAUUUAUUUGUAUUUGGUUUUUACUGUACAUUACCAGCGUGUUUUUUUUUUCCAAAUCACACUCAAAUUCCUAGCCUUUGAUAGACAUAAAGAUUCGUGCAACAUUAUCGGGCCCGCAGUCCUUUUAUCGGGUUAGGAUCCGUUUUGUAACCCAAUCCAAACAAGGUUUGGGGAUAUUUCUGACACAGGGCGCGUUUUUUU
Molecule: messenger RNA, 1646 nt
Organism: Oryza sativa Japonica Group (Japanese rice)
Lineage: Eukaryota; Viridiplantae; Streptophyta; Magnoliopsida; Poales; Poaceae
Source: RefSeq, a predicted model, not a curated record